Acaulospora morrowiae is the source of this 708-nucleotide messenger RNA. Lineage: Eukaryota; Fungi; Glomeromycota; Glomeromycetes; Diversisporales; Acaulosporaceae. The record is from the annotation of a GenBank genome assembly.
AUGGGUAAAAUAUUUCGUCGGCCGAGCUUAGUGCAAAAACCCGAUGCCGCUUUGACAGCGAGUUCAUACUAUUCGGAGACCGUCAAUACAAUUUCGGCACAACCACUAUCCACAGCGCAACUCCCAAAUACCCCAUUGAGAAAUGACGACCAAACCGUUUCGAUAGCAGAUAAAACUAUAACAAACGAUAGUCAUAACAAGACACCUAUAGCUGAAAUUUCUUUGUCUACCACGGAUUCAUCAGCAAACGACCACAACAACUCUGCCGUAACUUUUGAUAGCGAGGUAUCAAAACGAAAUUCGAAAUCAAUGUUACGUCGCUCACUUUCGAUUCUCUCUCGUAAGGAAGAGAAACAAUCUUCUUCAUUGUUAAAAGUGCAUAGAUAUACUAUUUAUGAUGAUGAGAAAGGAGAAUUUAUUGAAAUCAUAGAAGAAGAAUGGGAGGGUGAUGGCCCUCCGCCUAGAAAAUCUACAAGUGACCAGCAAACGAAUGCCUUAAUGAUUGAUAAAGAUCUCCCGCAACUACCGGAACUAAUAGAGAAUAACACUCGGGAGGAAACAAUGUUUUUAAGGUUUUAUAAGUGGUUAGAGGAUCGGUACCCGUUCAUACUUGAGUUUUCCAAGAAACACAAGAAGACACUGUUGAUUUCCUUGGGUCUGUUUUUUUUGUUAAUUUUGAUCAUCAUCAUCCUCGCUUGCACGCUAUAA